AUAGUAUAUCGACUGUAACUACACAAAACCGUUAUGAAAACUUGACUUCCUAUAUACCAUUUGAUGUAUCUCAACGAGCUCUACAAUACUGUAUAAAAAUGAAAUCGAUUCAAGAAAAUUUGUUUAUCCGGCGGGGUCCUUUCGAAAUAGGAUAAAAUUUAAACUUUUGCUUUUUUGCUUUUCUUAUAUGACAGUCUCAAUUCGAAUUUUAAAAUUUAUAUUUAGGAUAAAAUUUUAUCUGUCGCUUUUUGCUGUAACUAUAUGAGUGCAGGAUUUUUAAUUUUCGAAUCGAUAUUGUGUAGUUGAACCUUCAUUUAUAUUCGAAUUCGAAUUAAACAUCUCAUGGAAAACAGCAUACACCCAAGGUACUACUGAAUAGUCUUUUUCAGAAAGAUCUUUCGUCUAGAAUUAAAUCAUUAUUUUCAUUGAUUUCUAUAAUUCAGGAAAGACACGUCAAUUAAUGCACUAUUAUACAUAUACAUACAAUGUAAAUAGAAAGUAUUUUCUAUCCGACCCUCGAUUCUAAUCUAUAAAUUUCAGAUGAUCAAGGCGUUUAUUGUAUUUUCUCUUCUCUGUUUUAUCAAUGCGAGGUUCACAACAAAUAGUACAUGUAACAAUUGCAUAGGAAAAAUCCACUCCAAACAAGAUUUACAACUAGCUAGACAGAGUCUAAUUAUUGAUAAAAGUCAUAGCUGCCACAAUAAACAAUAUACAUUUUUUAUCAUUGUGAAAUCAGGAAGCUUUGAAAAACGAAAUUUCACACGUUCUACAUGGGCCAAAGAAAUUAGUGAACAUUUUAAAAUACCUAUUCUAUAUGCCAUUGGUUAUCCAAAAGAUCCUCAUUUGCAAAAAGAUAUUAUUGCUGAAGAUCUUCUAUAUCAUGAUUUACUACAGUUCAAUAUUCUUGAAAGUUAUUAUAAUUUAACAUUGAAAACCACAAGUGUUCUACUGUGGUAUGAUCGAUAUUGUUCGAAAAAUAGUGAAUAUCUUUUAUAUGUCGAUGACGAUGUACUUAUACAUGUCGAUAAAUUAAUCAUAUAUAUGCAUCGAACCGUUAACAAUGAUUCCAUUCAAGGUUGGUUCGAAAACGCAGUACAUAUUCAGCGUGAAGGUAUGGGUGGAGUAUCAGUAGAUGAUUUUCCUAUUGAUUUUGCACCAGAUUAUUUAUGGGGUGCAACAGUAGUAUAUCCGUCACAUAUAAUAUCGAAUCGAUUGAUUAGCGCUAUAUUUAAUUCAACGGUACCUAUAUUUUUUCGUGAUGAUGUUUUCAUCAACGGAUUUAUGGCUCAACAAGCUGG
Messenger RNA from Rotaria socialis, 1298 nucleotides. The record is from the annotation of a GenBank genome assembly. Lineage: Eukaryota; Metazoa; Rotifera; Eurotatoria; Philodinida; Philodinidae.